GGUUUUGCCGGAAAGAUGAGUGACAACAUUGGUAAAGAUACAAUCUAUUACACAGUUACAAAUUCUAGUGACGACCCAUUAAACCCUAAACCUGGAACCCUCAGAUACGGAGCCACUGUAAUCUCUCAAAAAGUAUGGAUCACUUUUCAAAGGCACAUGAAUAUCCAACUUAAAAAACCACUUGUCAUAAGUAGUUUUACUACCAUUGAUGCACGUGGUUCACGCAUUCACAUAUCAGGCAUUGGGUGUCUCUUGAUCAAUAAGGUGAGCAAUGUGAUCAUUCACGGGUUGUAUAUCCACCAUUGUCGAUCUGGAGAAUCAGGCUCAGUCAUGGGUCCAAACUCAAAGAUAAUGAACUUUGGAGGAAUAGAUGGCGAUGGAAUUACGGUGGCUAGAGCUUCAAAGGUUUGGAUCGAUCACAAUACAUUAUAUGCAUGUCAAGAUGGUCUAAUCGAUGUCACUCGAGGCUCCACUGAUGUUACAAUCUCCAACAACUGGUUCAAAAACCAAGACAAAGUGAUGCUUCUUGGGCACACUGACGAGUACUCGAGUGACAAAAACAUGAAGGUUACUAUAGUAUUCAACCAUUUUGGACCCAAUUGUAGCCAACGAAUGCCAAGAGUUCGCUAUGGAUUUGCUCAUGUAGCAAAUAACUUGUACCAAGAAUGGACAAGCUAUGCUAUUGGAGGAAGCAUGAACCCUCAAAUCAUGAGUGAAGCCAACUUGUUUAUCGCGCAAAAAUCAGGGAAGAAAGAGGUAAUAUGGAAAUUGGGAAGCUCAUCAAAAAUUUAUUCAGUCAGGGAUGUCUUUAAAAAUGGAGCUUCUUUUAAAGCAACAGGUUCUGGAAGUAUACAGCCCAAUUAUAAUGAUCAACAAAGAUUUCCAGUCGCAAAUGCAAAAUCUGUGCAGGCAUUGACAAAUUUUGCAGGUGUUUUAGUAUGCUCUUGGUCAUCUAUAUGCUGA
Molecule: messenger RNA, 963 nt
Organism: Pistacia vera
Lineage: Eukaryota; Viridiplantae; Streptophyta; Magnoliopsida; Sapindales; Anacardiaceae
Product: putative pectate lyase 2
Exons: 4
Coding region: 16-963 (315 amino acids)
Molecular function (GO): pectate lyase activity
Source: RefSeq, a predicted model, not a curated record